UUGUGCAAUGCCACCUCCAAUCCGUCGAACACCUAUCACACACUCAAUUUGGAGGGUGCACGUCGGUGUCCUGCAUUCCCGCCCGAUGGAGCUACCACCACCGUCGCCGACCUUCCUCGCCGCCGCGCUCGCCGCCGCCCUCUUCCUCGUGGCCGUCCUCCGCGGGCGCCCCGCGCGCAAGUAUGACCUCCCGCCGGGCCCCCGGCCGUGGCCCGUGAUCGGCAACCUGGACCUGAUCGGCCCGCUCCCGCACCACUCCGCCCGCGACCUCUCCGCGCGGCACGGCCCGCUCGUGUCGCUCCGGCUCGGCUCCUUCCACGCCGUCGUCGCCUCGUCGCCCGAUAUGGCCAGGUUCUUCCUCAGGACCCGCGACCUGGCGUUCGUCGACCGCCCCCGGACGGCGGCCGGCAGGUACACCACCUACAACUGCUCCGGCCUCUUCUACUCGCCCUACGGCGCGUACUGGCGCCAGGGGCGGAAGCUCUGGCAGGCCGAGCUCUUCAACGCGAGGCGGCUCGCGUCGCUCGAGCACGUCCGCGGAGAGGAGGUGCGCUCCAUGCUCAGCGACCUGCGCGCCGCCGCGGCGGUGGUGGCGCUCAGGGAGCACCUGUUCAUGGUGAACCUCAACGUGAUCUCGCGGAUGGUGCUGGGCAGGAAGUACAUCGUCGAUGGGGCUGGCUCGCCGUUCACGCCGGAGGAGUUCAGGUGGCUGAUCGACGAGCACUUCUUUCUCAACGGCGUGCUCAACAUCGGGGACGUGAUACCGUGGCUCAGCUGCCUGGACCCGCAGGGGUACGUCAAGAGGAUGAAGAGGUCGGCCAAGAUGUUCGAUCGGUUCCUGGAGCACGUGCUGGACGAGCACAACGAGCGGCGGCGGCGAGAGGGCGAGGAGUUCGUUGCCAGGGACAUGGUGGACGUGCUGCUCGAGCUCGCCGACGACCCCAACCUCGAGGUCCCCAUCCACCGGGAUGGUGUCAAGGGGUUCAUUCUAGACCUCAUCGGCGGCGGCACGGAUACCUCGGCGGUGACCGUCGAGUGGGCCAUGUCGGAGCUCCUGCGGAACCCCGAGGUCCUUGCCAAGGCCACCGAAGAGCUGGACCGUGUCAUCGGCCGCGACCGCCUCGUGGCGGAGGAAGACAUCCCGAACCUCCCCUACAUGGAGGCCGUCGUGAAGGAGACCAUGCGCCUGCACCCUGUCGCGCCGCUCCUGACGCCGCGGCUGUGUCGGGAGGACGUGUCCGUGGGCGGCUAUGACGUCCCGGCAGGCACGCGCGUCCUCAUCAACAUCUGGGCCAUCGGCCGCGACCCGGCGGUGUGGGAGGCUCCCAUGGCGUUCCGGCCGGAGCGGUUCGUCGGGAGCGGCGUGGACGUGAAGGGGCAGGACCUGGAGCUGCUGCCGUUCGGGUCCGGCCGCCGGAUGUGCCCUGGCAUCGGCCUCGGGCUCAAGAUGGUGCAUAUGAUCCUGGCCAACCUGCUGCACGCCUUCGCGUGGAGGCUCCCCGACGGUGUGGCGGCGGAGGACCUGAGCAUGGAGGAGACGUUCGGGCUGACCGUGCCCCGCAGAGUCCCGCUCGAGGCUGUCGCCGAGCCGAAGCUCCCAGCUCACCUCUAUGCUUUGUCCUGAGGCGUGCAAAUUUGACCUCCAGAUGCGUAUACGACAUGCAUUGCACGUGCUUGUGCCGACAAUAAGACUUCACGAGGGAACCUCUAUACUCUAUUUCACUCAGUAACUUAAAUUUAUGCAUCCUAUAUGUUAUUAAGCCAAGUUAUCGAUAAAAUAAAGAAAGAUUGGACUCGUACCACUAAAAGAA
Messenger RNA from Panicum hallii, 1811 nucleotides. RefSeq names its product flavonoid 3'-monooxygenase-like. Bases 8 to 1624 code for a protein of 538 amino acids. The record is from RefSeq and is a predicted model, not a curated record. Gene Ontology annotation, molecular function: oxidoreductase activity, acting on paired donors, with incorporation or reduction of molecular oxygen; iron ion binding; heme binding. The transcript has 2 exons. Lineage: Eukaryota; Viridiplantae; Streptophyta; Magnoliopsida; Poales; Poaceae.